AUGUCGCCAAAACAACCAUCUUCAGAUGAGCAUUAUAAUGCACCAUGUGAAACCCGACAUGGUGUCGAAGCGAUUAUAGACACAACUGUGGAGCUUUUACCCCACGAGAUCCUGCAUCACCUCCGCGGUUUCCUGGAACAAAACCAUCGAUUAGCUAUACACACUCAGCAUUACAACUCGUUCGACGUAAAGGAGAUUCGAGACCUUGACAAGAAUCAGGCCUUGAGAUUCAGGAACAAGACAGUUCUCAUUUACGUCCUCAAGGGUGGUGGUAUCGGAGGACUAUGGGAGCUGGUUCUACACAACUAUCUCUAUCGGCGAUGGUUUCAACCCUAUCUCUCGGAUAUCGAUCAUGGCGAAUGUAUUGCUAUGGUAAUGAAGCCCAUUGAUCGGCCUCGAACAUCCAAUGAUGAUGAUGCCGUCAGUCAUGUUCUAGACGUGCACUCCACGAUCAACCGUCGGCUUGACUCGAUCGAACACGAAACACCGCCAUUUUAUACCACUCGUCCCCUUUUCAGGGCUUUCUUCAUAGCCAUACCAGGUUAG
Messenger RNA from Fusarium proliferatum ET1, 546 nucleotides. RefSeq lists its product as uncharacterized. The record is from RefSeq and is a predicted model, not a curated record. The transcript has a single exon. The coding region runs from base 1 to 546 and encodes 181 amino acids. NCBI's taxonomy places the organism in Eukaryota, Fungi, Ascomycota, Sordariomycetes, Hypocreales, Nectriaceae.